AUGGCUCAUAUUUAUUCUACCACCACAGUCACGCCGGUUUCGACAAGAACUUCGAAUUUUCCAGUUCUGCGAAUCAUGUCCGGGAAGUGCCAUUUUCUCGUCCCGGUCGGGACUCUCACCAUCUGCUGUCCUUGUACAGGGUUCACGGGAACGUCUACGGACGGACAGCUGGAUAUUCUCUGUCAAGCUUGUCUUCAUCCGCUCACUCAACAUGGAGACGUUAUUUCGGCAGAGGUUUAUUCAACCCAGCAAGGAAGCAGCCAGCUAGAAAUAUCUGUCCCUCUCGAUCCGUUCAUCAGUCCUCCAUCGGAGACAGUCUCAAAACUCGUCGACCUCAUUGAUUCGGAGAAAGUUGUGCAUGUGCGGGGGACCCCUGCGAGCGGAAAAACAACACUGGCUCAAUCACUGCAGAGAUAUUAUCAGGUUAAGAAGAGGAACUCAAUCUAUGUUGAUAUAUGGCGCGAGCUUGAUGAAUACCCUUCAGUAAUAGACGACCCCUUGUUUCGCCCCUGGAGCAAGCUCAACAUAAUGUUACGGACAAGAUUUGGUUCAAAUAUGAAUUAUCUGGCUUCGGGAACUAUCCUCAUUAUCCACGAGGCCCAAAGUUCGUAUUCGGACACCCUCUUCUGGAAUUCAAUAAUCAAGAACCGGUUGUCCCACCAAGGCCCAGAUAUCAGAUUCUCUCAACGCGUGACGUUGACCCCUCAGUCACAUCCAUCAUCGCCUUCGAUCGGUCUAUUCUUCUCCCGAUCAGAGUUCACGGAUGCUGCACAGCGAUUGAUCGCGAACUCUCGUUUUCAAGAAAAGUUUACCCUCCGUCCAGACGCCGAAGAUUAUCUUUUUUCGUUGACAAACGGACACCCAGGUGGUCUUGCGCUCUUGAAAUGGGAUCGGAAGGUCUGGGAAACGCUGGCUCAAGAGCCAAUAUCACGUUCACUGCCCCAGAGCAAUUUUCUCACCACGGAAGUUGCAAACCUCCUCGCUAAGGUUUUGGAGGAAGGAAAUGUACUAUGUGGACCGAAGCGGAACGAAGAGGUAGAAACAUGUUACAGGCGCGGAUGGUUGCACAGAAUGCAAAUACUUGGAGAGGAUGGUCUCGACAAGGAUGUCUAUGUGCUUCCUUCAAGACUCCAUGAAAAGCAUGUAUCUCUAAGUAUCCACUCCAGAUAUCUCGAUUGCAUUAUUCUAACUAUUCCUAGGUGGAUCGAACACUACAUCGGAAAAAUAGCGAGAAGUCUACCCUCCGAAUUCCAAAAUUUACGAGAUUUGACUAUUGCAAUAUUACGAGGGUUUUCAAGCUCGAGUCUGAGGCAAUCAGCCCAAGGCAAGAAAUUGUCAAGUGGUGCACAGCCAAAACCAGUUGAGGCACAGUAUCAAGACGAGUUCUACCGGUGUUUUAAUAAGUUAGCCGGUAGAGGUGUGCCAGUCUGUACCGAAUGGUCUAGGACCACAGACGGCCGAGUCGAUUUCUGGAUUCCUGGCAAAAAAUGGGCAGUGGAGAUUGUCCGGGAGCAAGACCGAAUCAACGAACACAUUAUGCGUUUUCACGAGAAUGGCCAGUAUUACCCUUGGCGAGAAGAUGGUAUGAUCGAAGAUUGGAUCAUUGUCAAUUGUACCACUUCUCCGCCGACACGUGACCUCUUUUUUGCACAAUUGAGAAUUCGGUGCUUCAUAUGGGACGGGCGAAAGGUGUAUGGUAUCAAUUUUGAAGCUAUUCAGAAGCGCCUUGAAGCGCCUAAAAGCGUACAGGGCCUCUAUCUACCUCUAUGA
Molecule: messenger RNA, 1770 nt
Organism: Aspergillus homomorphus CBS 101889
Lineage: Eukaryota; Fungi; Ascomycota; Eurotiomycetes; Eurotiales; Aspergillaceae
Exons: 6
Coding region: 1-1770 (589 amino acids)
Source: RefSeq, a predicted model, not a curated record